AUGCCAAAUUUGAAACGCUGCAAGCUGAAAGAGGCCGCGAAUCCGAAGAGGCGGAAAACGAAUGGGGGGCAUUACUCAGUCGAAGAUUUCAGCAGCGGCUCCGGUUCUUCGGAAUACAACGAGUCGUUUUCCGCUGCCGUCGAGGUCAACCGGCCAGCAAUGAAUGAGAUCAGCUCUGAAAAGUUUCGGAGGUCAGCUCGAGGUCUCCGGCAAGUGCCGUCUUCAGUUGAUUUAUAUGAAAAAAGGCAAGCUAAAGCUAUGAAAACAGUGAAGGGCUCAGGUUCUGAAACUCAAGUUUACUUAUGUAAACAUUGUGCAAAGUUGAAAAAAUCAAAACAAUGUUGUGGCAUAUGUAAGAAGAUAUCAGAGGGUGGAGAUUGGGAGCAUGCUGAGUGUGACAAAAUUUCCAGUAAUGUUUUCAAGGACCUGGAGCACAUUGAUUGCAAAAAUAAGGAAUGCGAAUCGUCAGAUGUGACCUGCGUAACUGUGGUUUGUAAUGGCAUGGAAGGAACAUAUGUGCCAAACCUUCAUAUGGUUGCUUGUAAGUGUGGACUGUGUGAUGAGUCAAAGAUGCGGAGCCUUGGUGAAUGGGAAAGGCACACGGGUUGUAGAGCAAAGAAAUGGAAGCAUAGUGUGAAAGUGAAGGCCACAAUGCUAAGACUGGAACAAUGGAUUGCAGAGUAUAAUGAACUUGGUUUAGAUAAGCAGCAACUACUUGAUUCCUUACGAGAAAAGUACGAGCCAGUUGAAGCAAAGUGGACAAGUGAAAGAUGUGCAGUUUGUAGAUGGGUUGAAGAUUGGGAAGAUAACAAAAUGAUCAUAUGCAACAGGUGUCAAAUAGCUGUGCACCAAGAAUGCUAUGGUGCAAAACAUGUCCAGGAUUUUACUUCAUGGGUUUGUAGGGCAUGUGAAACACCUGAUAUCGUUAGAGAGUGCUGUCUCUGUCCAGUGAAAGGAGGUGCUUUGAAGCCCACUGAUGUUGACACCUUGUGGGUUCAUGUCUCUUGUGCUUGGUUUCAUCCCGAAAUAGGUUUCUUGAAUCAUGAGAAGAUGGAACCUGCUGUUGGAAUCCUUAGAAUCCCACCCACUACUUUUCUGAAGCGUUGUGUAAUUUGUGCGCAGACUCAUGGUUCCUGCACCACAUGUUGCAAAUGCGCCACUCAUUUUCAUGCAACCUGUGCAUCAAGAGCAGGCUACAGCAUGGAGUUGCACUGCCAGGUGGGGAAGAAUGGGAAACAAGUAACAACCAAGUUGAUAUAUUGUGCGGUGCACAGGGCUCCCAAUCCAGAAGCUGUUAUCGUUGUUCAUACUCCUUCAGGGGUUUUUGCUGCCAGAAGCUUGCUUCGAAACGAGAAAGGGUUCUUCAGGGGUUCGAGGGUGGUGUCAUCAAAGAAAACUGAAGUUUCAGAACCUUCAACCUCAGAGUCUUAUGAGUUAGAACCAGUACUCUCUGCUGCAAGAUGCCGUGCUAUUAAAAGAUCAAAUUUUAAGGGAGGUGAGCGGCUACCAAUUUUUCAUCGACCAAGGGGACCAACACACCAUUCAUUAGACGGAGUAAAUAGCUUGAGCACAUUUAAAGAAGUAGAAGAUUCUAAAAUUUUUUCUUCCUUCAAGGAUCGGCUUUACCACUUGCAGAAAACUGAAAAUCACCGGGUUUGUUUUGGAAAAUCUGGAAUACAUGGAUGGGGUCUAUUUGCACGUAGGAGUAUUCAGGAAGGAGAAAUGGUAGUUGAGUAUCGUGGUGAGCGGGUAAGACGCAGCAUUGCAGAUCUGAGGGAAGCACGGUACAGGCUACAAGGCAAAGAUUGCUAUCUUUUCAAGAUUAGCGAGGAAGUAGUAAUUGAUGCUACAUGUAAAGGAAAUAUAGCACGGUUAAUUAACCAUUCGUGCAUGCCUAAUUGCUAUUCAAGGAUCGUGAGUGUGGGUGAGGAGAACCGAAUAGUUCUCAUUGCCAAGACUAAUGUUUCGGCCGGUGAAGAACUAACGUACGAUUACUUGUUUGAGCCGGAUGAAUGUGACGAGCUCAGAGUUCCCUGUCUAUGUAAAGCUCCCAACUGUAGGAAAUUCUUGUGUUAG
Messenger RNA from Rosa chinensis, 2076 nucleotides. RefSeq names its product histone-lysine N-methyltransferase ATX3. The transcript has a single exon. Gene Ontology annotation, biological process: regulation of transcription by RNA polymerase II. The coding region runs from base 1 to 2076 and encodes 691 amino acids. The record is from RefSeq and is a predicted model, not a curated record. Lineage: Eukaryota; Viridiplantae; Streptophyta; Magnoliopsida; Rosales; Rosaceae. Gene Ontology annotation, molecular function: protein binding.